AUGACCCCGCGAGUAUCUUCGUUAUCUCGGGGCUUGCUCCGUGUCACCCUUCCACACAUUUUCCCGGGCCAUGAACACGAUCGAAAAAUCGCGCCCCUCACGUCGAGCCCACGCCAAUGCCGGACUGCCAAGGUCCGCUGCUCGGGGGUGCGGCCCUGCGAACGAUGCACACGUCGCCGCGACACAUGCGCAUUUGCUGCUGACGAGGCUCACGUCUCAGUGCCAGAGCGGUAUCUGCAGGACUUGCAGCAGCAGAUCGCUCAGCUGAAAUCAUUGCCAUCCGAAACUACGGCCUCUACCACCUCCGGACGGCCAAGUUGGCGAGGCCCGGAGUCGGAGGCCGAGACCGGCCCGUCGGUGACAACGCCGACGUCUCUAGGCACAAUGCCAGGGACUGCGGGAGCGCCGAUAGAGACCGACAGAGACCCACCAACCCUGUUUACGCCAAAUUCACUUCUCCGCCGAACGAUUGAUGUGAGCAACUCUGCGACCCGUGGUUUCCCUAGCUCGUUAGACGAGCCGACGAUCAACCCAAGUUCCCGAGUUGAACAUGGGAGCUACAAUGUCCCCGAUGUUUACAACCCUCUUGUGGCAAGGGAUGUGGCAUAUGUAAGUGGUUCUGACGAUCGUCGUCUUUUAUUUCUUGGACAUACUUCCACUUGGUCCUUUUGUCGACGAGUUUUCAAACUCUUAGAAGAUGAUGCCUUAUGUCUGAACUCGCAUCGUGCACCACUAAACCUGGAUGGAACAGCCUUCCGUCUCCAUUGGCAGCCAAAGGCAGUGGUUGAUGCCAGCGACUUGGCCAAACUUCCACCCGUGGACCAUGCGUUAAUGCUAUACAACAUCGUUAAGUUCCGCCUCGGCGAGCUUUUUGGGAUUGUAGAUGAGAAGAGCUUUUUGAAAUUGUUUGAUGAAUUCCACAGAUGUCCAUUAAAGACAGCACAGAUGCAUCCCCUCUGGUUCAUCAAGUACCUGAUGAUCCUUGCAUUUGGCAAAGCUCUCACAUCUUAUCCGACUCCGACAGCCAUCGCGCCCUCUGGGUCUGAUCUUGCAGCACGUGCUCUAUCACUUCUUCCAGAUGUGGCGUUUCUACAAGACGAGCGCCCGGCCUUACUCGCGAUAGAAGUUUUGGCCCUGAUUGCACUUUAUUUUCAGUCGAUCGACAUGCGAUCCCCAGCGUACCAAUAUAUCGGUCAAGCACUCCGCCUCGCCUUCCAUGAUGGUCUCCACCGCAGAGUUUCCGAGGAUAUUAUGGAUCCAGAUGUCACUGAUCGCUGCAGCAACGUAUGGUGGACAAUAUAUGUUCUUGAUCAAGAACUAACAGCAGGUCUGGGAUGUCCGCCAACCAUACCGCUCAACAGUAUCACAAUCCCGUUGCCUGAUACACGAUCGCACCAACUCCCUACAAAAGCACUUGCCCUCCGGAGUCGUCUCUCAAAGAUCAAUUCGAUGAUUUAUAGCACUAUAUACAGCUUCGAUGAUAAGCUGGGCUCCGACUUUGUUUCGAGCAUCACAUCCGUUUUACACAAUCUAGCUGAAGUCUCACGCGAAAUCGACGAGGUCACAUUUGGUUUCAAAGCCAGUGGAGGGGAUCUUCCCCACAUGUUCUACAGCAUCACCCUAUCUCACCAUCAUUGUAUUGUCCUAGCGACACGGCCAUUGGUUCUUUGGCUUCUGAUUCGUAGUGUGACUCCCAGUACUUUCGAUUUACGACUACUCUCUCGUCCGAUCGCCAAGUUGCUUGAAAGGUCGGUCCAAUCUGCAGUAGCGACGCUACUAAUCUUAAGCAACAUGGUACAUCGUGACCUGCUCGAGACCUUUCUUCCGUUUCCAUUGGAGUACGCGUUCUCGUCGACGGUACUGCUUUCCAUCCUCAGUGCAAUCCUCCCGACCUAUGUCCCGGACUUAGAAUGGCACCAUGCAAUGCUGUCUGUGUUUGAAGAGAUGACGAGAAAAGGCAAUGCAGUGGCUAAAUUACGAGGAGAGGAAUUGAAACAUUUGGAAGCACUGUUGGAAGGUCAUCGGAGACGUAUCUCCUCGGUGCCACCUCAGUCGGUUUCUACUCCAAGACCCACAUCGGAGUCAACGAGAACACCUCAAUGCUUGCCCACUCCCGGGAGUGGACUCGGCAUGAAUGAAGAGCAUGGGCACAAUCCGUUUAGAACAUUGUGGAAUGAUUCGGAUGACAUUUUGGACCAUUUUGAAACCGGACCCGAUGACAUUGUUGCUCUCGCGGAACAACUUGAACAUGAUGAUUUCUCAUUUCCUUUUUGA
Penicillium salamii is the source of this 2274-nucleotide messenger RNA. The record is from the annotation of a GenBank genome assembly. Lineage: Eukaryota; Fungi; Ascomycota; Eurotiomycetes; Eurotiales; Aspergillaceae.